UUAGUUAUUCCACUUAGAAUAACUUGUGCAACUUUGCUUGUGUCUGGGGGUCAUUAAAAGCCAAGCAAGCCUUUAAUUAUGAACUCUGAUUAUUGAGUAAGUAACCUUCACCCGGCAUGUCUGGAUGCUCCAUUUCCCCCGGCCCUUCACUUUAGCUUGAAUUCAUCAUCUGAUGAUCAAUGAGAGGAACCCUGCAUGACAUAGUUUUAAAAACCACAUCGAGCUGCCACCAAGCGAUCCACUUGGGGACGCAAGACCUCAUUCUUCGUGUUGGAUAAAUGCCCCACUACGACGUGACUAAAUAACUUACUAUAUGCACAGUAUUUCACAUUUUGCCAGAUAGGAUUGCGAGGUGUUAAUGUGUGCCUCUCAAUAGGCCCCAUUAGGGCAUUAUUCUAUCACGUUUUAGUGUGCAUUUUUUAAACAAAGAUACUCAUUGGUUAUCAUGCAUGAUAUCAAAUAUUUUUGCAGCAACUUCACAUUUUCGAAUGUCUUUGCAACACAUUUACCAGUUAGUUUUGUUUUCUAUGUAGGCUAUUUAAUUUGUUUAGUAUGGACUAUUUGAUUAUUGUGAUUACAUUGACAUUGAAGGUAUGACUAUAUUAAUCUUGAUCAGGACAUUUGCAAAAAGAAUGACUACGAAGGGUUUGUUAUUAUUAUUAUUAUUAUCAAUGAUGUGCAUUUUGAUCAUCCCAAGCUUAAUGUGCAUCUUGUCAAUGAAAUAUAUGUUAAUCCUGAGUGGGGAGGUGUUGUAUUAAUUGGUACAAGUGCCCCAGGCAGCCCUGCCUGCAAAAACCGAGGCCAGCAGCAUAUGAAGAAACAUCACAGACAGACCAAGCUCCUUAUUUUGCAUAUCUGAAAGUCCAAAUAAUGUAGACUUUUAAAAAUAGAUAUAUAUUUUUUAACCAUGUUCCCUCGGGGGCUGCAUGAAAUCCUCACUUAAAAGAAAUAAACGACAAUCCCCAUGAUCGUUUAGACCAGUUUACUUAAGACUUAAGAUGUGUGUUGAUUGUAAUUGCACAAUACAUCUUGAAUUCAAUAACAAGACGUGUUGUAUUUAGCAGGGAUUAAAUGUGCUGCUUUUAAAUUCCUACUUAAUGAAUGGCGCACUUUAUUAUAAGCUCCAAUAAAUUGAAAAAAACGUAAUUAUUUUUUCCUCAUUUUAGAUAGAAUGGAAGAUACACAUUUAUCCCACAUCUUAAUUAGAAAUGAUCUCAUUUUAUGAUCAACUAACAUAGAGGGCUUGGAAAGAGGUGCGUGGGGGGGGGCAUUUUAGUAUGGUAAUCACUCACCUGGGGCGUGUUGCAUUUAUUGACAGAUUUGAUGUUAAAUGUCACUUAGUGCUGUAUCUCUUCAUUUAUUACGUUUCCAUCUCUCUGUGCCUCACUGCCUUUGACCCUCCCGAGUCACACGAGCGGUUCUUCGUUUUUGUUUUUUUUUAAUGCAUGAUUAAUUUCUCAGUGGGGCGCCCGACUAAUGCAUUAUGAAAACAGUGAAAUGUAUUCCAAAGGGUCUAAUAGCUCUAUUGUAUUCUAAUAAGCCUUCACGUGGUUUAGUCACACUCUGCUUUUAACAACGCGAGAACACGAGACGUUUCACUAUUAUUAUAUUAAUAAGUCCUUUUGAUGUUUUUUUUGUUGUUGCACUUGUUAAUAAAGUCGAUACAUUUUCGCUUACAUGCUCUAACGCGUGACAGGAUUGCAAAACAUUUUAUUCACAUAAUGCACCUUGCCUUUUUUGCAUAUAUGCACAGCAACCCAACUCAUUCUUGUUUUUGUUUUUUCAAUUUAUAGUACAGCCUCCGCUGUGACGUCAUUCGUCUUGCAGCCACAACCCGCCCAGGCGUGGCACCGCCCCCACACGAAAGCGCGCUCUGUGACAAGGUUGUUCCGCCAGCAUGGACAAGUCUCAUCUUUCCAACCCCAAUGACAUCAUCAUGACAAGCUCAACAGGCCCAUACCCGCAGGAAGCUCUGACUCCGCCCAGGCCCGCCCACCUUCACUCAUCCUCUUCCUUGUCCUCGCCCUCUCCUUCGUCUUCCUCCUCGCCCCUCAAGCCCAAUCAAGUCGGCCAGGUCUUCCUGUACAGCGUUCCCAUUGUGUCGCUCGUCAUCGACAACAUCGAGAGACUUUGCUUGGCGCAGAUUUCCAACACGCUCCUGAAAAAUUACAGUUAUAAUGAGAUCCAUAACCGCCGGGUGGCCCUGGGCAUCACCUGCGUCCAGUGCACGCCCGUUCAGCUGGAAAUCCUCCGCCGCGCCGGCGCCAUGCCCAUCUCGUCCCGCCGCUGCGGCAUGAUCACCAAGCGCGAGGCCGAGCGCCUGUGCAAGUCCUUCCUGGGCGAGAACAUGCCGCCCAAGCUGCCUGACAACUUCGCCUUCGACGUGACGCACGAGUGCGCCUGGGGCUGCCGUGGUAACUUCAUCCCCGCGCGCUACAACAGCUCGCGGGCCAAAUGCAUCAAGUGCUCCUUCUGCAACAUGUACUUCUCCCCAAAUAAGUUCAUUUUUCAUUCCCAUCGCACCCCGGACGCCAAGUACACCCAGCCGGACGCCGCCAACUUCAACUCCUGGCGGCGGCAUCUCAAACUCAGCGACAAACAUCCGGCUGAUGAGUUAGUUUACGCGUGGGAAGACGUGAAGGCCAUGUUCAACGGAGGCAGUCGGAAGAGGGCGUUGCCUUCUGCCGGUCACUGUCCUUCCUUGGGGCCCAUGAAGCAUCCUGGCUCAGUGGUUCCUCACAUGAUGGGGGGGGACCUCGGUGCCCAGAAAAGAGCCCACUUUGAAGACGAAGAGGACCUGGAUGGAGGCGGUUUGUCUCCUCGUAAGACACCGCGGUAUCCCGUCAUUCCUGUCCCAAGCAAAAGCUUCGGGAUGCUUCAAAAGUUCCCCCCAACGUCGCUUUUCCCCUCACCUUACCCCUUCCCAGCAUUCGGCCUCUGCCAGCAGAAAAAAGAGGACAGCGAGGUUUCAGCCGGACACAAGGGGACGGGUUUGUCGGGUCUUUUAUGGCCCGGGCGUAAGGACACUUUUUAUCCUCCCUUUUGCAUGUUUUGGCCCCCGAGAGCAGCAGGAGGGAUCCCCAUGCCCACCUACCUGCAGCCUCAGCCCAGCCUCUCCUCCCUGGCAGACAACCCCUCCCUCAGGCAAGCCUUUCUGGAUCUCUCCGACUCCUCUGAACCCGGAGCAGCGGCAGGCACUGGAAAUGGUGUCAAUACAAACAUGACCCCCAGCAACGGGAGCGCCACAUCUAGGUCCGGUCUCUUUGACCCCGAUUGCACGAUGGUGACCCCUGACCUUCGGCCUGUGACGUCAGACAGCUGGCUGAAACUCCUGGACAACCCCACCCUCCAAACCAGGAAACCCAGCUACGGCUCGGCCUUCCGUCCCGUCAUCAAGGACGCAGAAAGCAUCGCAAAGCUUCACGGCAGCGGAGGAGGAGUCAACGGUGCUGCGGAUGAAGAGAUCGGGGUCAUCGUGGCCGGGUCAGACCGCCACCCGCGGCUCUCGCCCAGCAGCAGCUGUAGUUACGCCAGCGAAAGCGGCGGCGACGGGGAAGCGGAGGGAGGGGAAAGCGAGGAGGAUGGAGAGGUGGACGUGGAGUCCUCCAAGCAGGACGACGAAGACGACGAGGGGAGCUUCACAACCCGCCUGCCGCAGACAAACUUGUUCCUGCCUGCCGUGAGCAACAGCGCUGGGGAGGAAAGGGGGAAGGAGAGGGGGAGUGGCGCAGUGUAUCCCAGCACAUCCCCUCCCUCCUCCGUGGACCCCAUCCGGCUGGAGUCCCCCAGCCUGCCCGCCUCUUCGCCUGCCAGCCUGCCACUCUCCAGCUCCACCCCGCCUCACAGAGAAGACCCGGCUUUCAAAAAUGUUGACAAAAACAGAAAUGAAGGACUACCUGCCUACGCAACCAAAGACUCCACUAUUUCAGAUGAAAACAAAGAGCAGAACGUCUUCUUUGGAGCAGAGAAUGAGACGUCAGCACCGGACUCCUGGAGGGAAAGCUCAGGUGAUCAAAGUCAAGGGGCUGCGUCUCCUGUGUCGCUAAAGAAGGACGUGGAGAAUAUGGAGAAAGAGGAGCUCCAGAAGGUUUUGUUGGAGCAAAUUGACUUCAGGAGGAGACUGGAGCAAGAGUUCCAUGCUCUGAAAGGCACCUCCCCUUUUCCUGUCUUCCAUAAUUUCCAAGACCAGAUGAAAAGAGAGCUGGCCUACAGAGAAGAAAUGGUCCAGCAGUUACAGAUGAUUCCGUACGCAAACAUCAUUAGAAAAGACAAGAUCAGCUCCCAUCUUAAUAAGUAACCAAAAGGCUAAUUCAUCAAAGAAGAUCCCAAAAUAAUAAUAGUACAACAACACAAUGCCCCACAUAAAAUGAAAAGACAUGAUGUAGUAGAGUGUGGACAUUUCUCAGGAUUUCCUGCACCUGCCGUGGUUUUCCUGUCCCCCUCGGUUUGAUUUCUUCACUGAAAAAAAACAAAAAAAAAACGACAUCAGGUGGAAUUCACCAGUAAGACUCGUGGCUUGACUGGACCAGAAUCCACAAACCCACACUCCCCCUCAGCUCUCUAUACCACGGAAGUUGAACUACCUGAGAGGUUUUCUAAACAGAUGAAGAGUGGAGACUUGUAAAUGCAACUGGAAGUGGGGAGCGGUCAUCCACGCUAAUAUAGUCGCUGUUGUUACUGUUUUUGUAUCGCUGUGAUAAGAGAAGACAUAUCAACCUUUAUUUACUGUGAACAUUCUCACCCUAAACACACAGGAAAUGUUACCUCAAAACAACAUCAUUUGUCGUACUGUCAGCUGGAUGGUGAAGGAGGUUUUAUCACAGUUGUAUAUAUUAUAGAACCUGUAAAAUAUCACCACUAAAUUGUACAUAAUGUCCCAAGUGAGAAUAUUCAUCCUGGCAGUCUGUCUAAAUGUGUUUUGUUUGUCUUUUCAUGAGUAUUGGGGCCUCAAGACUUUGAACGUGAAUUAUUAUUUAUUAUUAUUCUAAACGUCGAUGAUGCUGUCAAGUGUAUUUCAUAAAGUGCAAAAUGAAAAAUGCCCCAUCUUGUUUAUAGGUCUAAACAAACGGAUAAAGCUGCCAUUUACGGAGAAAGAUGUUAUCGUUAUAAACGGCAGAUGUAUUUAAAUAACAUAUGUUCUUGUUCUCUACAAUUUAUUGUAUGUGUAAAUUAAAAAAAGCCUAUACAUACCCCUGGGGUGGUUUCCUGAUU
Dunckerocampus dactyliophorus (ringed pipefish) is the source of this 5211-nucleotide messenger RNA. RefSeq names its product SKI family transcriptional corepressor 2 (gene skor2). Bases 1898 to 4297 code for a protein of 799 amino acids. Gene Ontology annotation, biological process: negative regulation of BMP signaling pathway; negative regulation of transcription by RNA polymerase II. Gene Ontology annotation, cellular component: transcription regulator complex; nucleus. The record is from RefSeq and is a predicted model, not a curated record. Lineage: Eukaryota; Metazoa; Chordata; Actinopteri; Syngnathiformes; Syngnathidae. Gene Ontology annotation, molecular function: SMAD binding; RNA polymerase II cis-regulatory region sequence-specific DNA binding; DNA-binding transcription factor activity, RNA polymerase II-specific. The transcript has 9 exons.